AAAACAAGCCUCCGGUAUUGCUCGUCGACGAGUUUUUUGUGCGUGGUGCUCCAGUCGGUACAAAAUCAGGGAGUCCCGGAAAAAAGAGCCCCCCUGCUCGUUCCCAGUGGCGGAUAUCAGAGACUAUGCUCACCUUGAUCGGACGAUUAACCUGCAGUGGCUUCAGCUCGGAGACGACUCGAGCUCUCCACACAACAGUCGCGGUUUCUGCCGGAGCCAGAUAUCGCGCAUCUAGGAGAGAAGAGCGCUUCAUGAAUCAAUGGCGAGUUUUCGCUGACGCGCCGGAUUGGUCGCGACUCGACGGUACACCUGCUCCGCUGAACAACGCCCAAAGAAGACGGUACCUGCAGCAAUUGACCUACAAUCAACGGGUACAGAUGCUGCUCAGUCAGGUCGACGGUGCUAGAGCUGCAGUCCAGGAGGCGAAAGAAAAGAUCGAGACGGAUAAAAAGCGAAUAAUAGCAAAUAAGUUGAAGAGUAAAGCGAAGACAUGGACUAGUUGAAGACUAGAGCGAAGACAUGGGGUAGUUGAAGAGGUGCGUCGGUAAUCUUGAGAAAUAAACUUAAUC
Molecule: messenger RNA, 569 nt
Organism: Galendromus occidentalis (western predatory mite)
Lineage: Eukaryota; Metazoa; Arthropoda; Arachnida; Mesostigmata; Phytoseiidae
Gene: mRpL52
Product: mitochondrial ribosomal protein L52
Exons: 2
Coding region: 126-503 (125 amino acids)
Biological process (GO): mitochondrial translation
Cellular component (GO): mitochondrial large ribosomal subunit
Molecular function (GO): structural constituent of ribosome
Source: RefSeq, a predicted model, not a curated record